This is a messenger RNA of Colletotrichum paranaense, 348 nucleotides long. RefSeq lists its product as uncharacterized. The transcript is spliced from 2 exons. The record is from RefSeq and is a predicted model, not a curated record. NCBI's taxonomy places the organism in Eukaryota, Fungi, Ascomycota, Sordariomycetes, Glomerellales, Glomerellaceae. The coding region runs from base 1 to 348 and encodes 115 amino acids.
AUGAAAUUCACUGUUCAAACCGCCCUCUUCGCCCUCACCAUGGCCAUCGGCGCCAGCGCCGCAGCCGUAGAGGACCCCACCUCGGCCGCAGCCCGCCGCGACGUCCUCCUGAUGGAACGCCAGGGCGCAAACGCCAACCGGCCCGUCCCUAACGGCGCCUGCUGCGUCGCCAACACGAGCUUGAAGCAGGAUGUCUGCAACGUCAACGGCCAGAAUGGCCGUUGUGUUCCGGACAGCAUCAACAAUUGCGGCUCAAGCUUGACUUGCAUUGAGGACAGCAGGUUGGAUUGCGACCCGAACACGCUCGAGCGUGGUCGUCCCCUUUGCCGCCGCAGACAGGGAGCGUAA